AUGGACUCUUCUGAAUAUUUCGAAGAAAGAGAUAUCGAUGAAUUUAUCUAUGAUUUAGAAAGGGAUGUUUAUACUUUUCCUUGUCCUUGUGGGGAUUACUUUACUAUUACUGGAGAAGAACUUGAGAAUGGAGAAGAAGCUGCUCGGUGUCCUUCUUGUUCGUUAGUCAUUCGGGUUUUGCAUUAG
This is a messenger RNA of Nematocida homosporus, 186 nucleotides long. RefSeq names its product diphthamide biosynthesis protein 3. The transcript has a single exon. Gene Ontology annotation, molecular function: metal ion binding. The record is from RefSeq and is a predicted model, not a curated record. Bases 1 to 186 code for a protein of 61 amino acids. Lineage: Eukaryota; Fungi; Microsporidia. Gene Ontology annotation, biological process: protein histidyl modification to diphthamide.